Messenger RNA from Rhinocladiella mackenziei CBS 650.93, 1005 nucleotides. RefSeq lists its product as uncharacterized. The record is from RefSeq and is a predicted model, not a curated record. Gene Ontology annotation, cellular component: cytoplasm. Gene Ontology annotation, biological process: NADPH regeneration. The transcript is spliced from 3 exons. The coding region runs from base 1 to 1005 and encodes 334 amino acids. Gene Ontology annotation, molecular function: oxidoreductase activity; nucleotide binding. Lineage: Eukaryota; Fungi; Ascomycota; Eurotiomycetes; Chaetothyriales; Herpotrichiellaceae.
AUGGCACUUGCAGGUAUUUUCGCCAGAGAGGAACAUAAACCGGCCGUGGAGACGGCAAAAGACCUGGCUUUGAAGGCUGUCUAUUCUCGUUCAGUAAAAUCCGCCCGAUCGCUUGAGGUAGACGAAUCCAAGGUUGAUCUCUACUCUGAUGACUCUGGGGCUGGGAAGUCACUGGAUGAUCUACUGGCGCGAAGUGACAUUCAAGCAGUCAUCAUUGCCUUACCUAUCAAAAACCAACCGGACUACAUUCGGAAAGCACUGCUGGCGGGCAAGCAUGUUCUUUCUGAAAAGCCUGUUGCCGAGAACGUGAAAGAUGCUGUUGCUCUGAUUAAAUGGUAUCGGACUGAGAUGGUGGGCAAAAAUGUGACAUGGGGCGUUGCCGAGAAUGUCAGAUACACGAAUUCAUUUGACCACGCAGCCGACGCUGUUCAGACCAAGGGCCGCCAGCUGACUUUUAGAUGUCGCAUGCAAACCCUAGUCGAGGGCGGGAAGUACUUCGAGACUUCAUGGCGUAAAGUUCCGACGCAUCAAGGCGGCUUCCUGCUGGAUGGAGGAGUCCAUUUCGUAGCAGGGCUCAGGCUCAUGUUGGGCAAACACAAUCCUUUAGUGUCACUAUCAGCGCACUCUGCCCAGCUCCAGGAACACCUCCCUCCAGUGGAUACUGUGGAGGCUACAGCAAAGAGCAAGAAAGGAACGAUUGGUACGAUCUCCAUAUCUUUUGGAACAACCGCCAAGGGCAGCGAGUGGACGGUUGGCUGCGACAAGGGCUUCGUGAGCCUAACCCGGAACAAAGUCACAAUAGAUGACAAGACCGAAGAAAUCGAGGACGAGAAAACUGGAGUGCCUCCGGAAAUCAGGAAAUGGGGAGAAGCUCUGGCAGCCGGCACGACGAAUCCCAGACAGUCUCCUGAGGAGGCUCUUGCUGAUCUUGAGUUGAUCGAAGCCAUGCUGCGAAGCGGAGAGCAGGGAGGGAUUCCGAUCAUGCUAGAACACCAAGAGGUGUGA